This is a messenger RNA of Pochonia chlamydosporia 170, 1014 nucleotides long. RefSeq lists its product as hypothetical. NCBI's taxonomy places the organism in Eukaryota, Fungi, Ascomycota, Sordariomycetes, Hypocreales, Clavicipitaceae. The transcript is spliced from 3 exons. The record is from RefSeq and is a predicted model, not a curated record. Bases 1 to 1014 code for a protein of 337 amino acids.
AUGUCAUUACCUCUCAAAGUCCGCCUCUCCAUCCGCCAAACCUGGGACCCCUCAGACUCCCCCUCCCAAAAAGCCCUCAAAAAACUCCAGGAAACCCUCGGCCGCCCCAUCACCUGCGAGCCCGACUGGGCAGUCCUCCACGCCUCCCUCUCAAAAUCCUACACCAGCGACGCAGCGCAACUCGUCGCAGACACAGCCGCCUACAUCCAAUCCUGGGCCCGCGCCGCCCAAGAUGUCUUCGAUGACCCUGACGCCGGUGAAGCCCUCGCCAACAAGAUGCUCGAGGCCAUGGACGAAAGCGGGGUCAACAGUCUCCAGCUCUCCGUUGAGAUGGCCUCGUCAAACUCCCCUCAGACAAAGUGGGAUACAGAUCGUGCGAGAUUCGUAUUGCUCCUCCCCAAGGGUGAGCCACCGCAUAAUUUGGCAGCCGCUGUGCCUAGUUUUCGCUCCCAAAUCAUGAGUGCGUUUGAUGAGGCCAAGACGGAGGUUGAUGCGGCGGAUCGGGAUGAAUGGGCAGAUGUCUCGGUUCCCGUUGCUGCUCCGACGACGGCGGCGACGACUGCUGCUGCUACAAGAACUGUGCCUGUGAGAGAGGAGGUUGAGCCAUCGUAUUUACCUGAUGUGAAUACCUUGCCUAGACCAGAUGAGCUGCUUUUAAAGCCACCAUAUCAUCUGCACAUUACACAGGGCUCGGCUAUCACGAUCGAGUGCAGUCACAGCCCAUCCCUGAGCUUCUUGGAAGCCUAUUUCAAAAAGUGGUGUCGAACAAAUAACCAUCGUACUGACAGGCCCCCCAUGGUUCAUGUCUCUCUCAGCCAGAGUCCCUUUGGUCUUGGCCCUCUCCACGACACACUGACCCUGGAGAUUCCCCGAGAUCACUACAGUGGCUUGCCCCCUCAGCUCUCGAUGCCAAUUGUAUUGCACUUGGUCGAGAGUGUGUUGGGAUACAGGCUGGUAUUCUCCAACGCAUCCAGCUGGCAGUAUCGCAGAGACACCCCAUUAAAGAAGAUGUAA